AUGGCAAAUGAGGAAGAGCGAAAUAUUUUCUCGAAUUACCGCCCUUCCGUUCGUGGACGAAUCGUCGGGCUGCAUCGGGCUGGUUCGACGCGCCAGCAAAUUCGCGAAGAACUCGGAUGCAACAUAAAAACUGUCAAUCUGUGGAUUAACAAAUACGAGGCCGGUGGUGACGGGGCUCUGAAGGACCACCGUAAAAAUAAUAAACGGCCACUGAAGACUACGCCGGACGAAGAUGUCCGGCUCUGCGAAGCGGUUGAAGCGACUCCUUUCACGACAAUUGCUGCCCCUUUACAAGAAUCUGGCGUGGACAUCAGCGUGAGUACGGCCAGACGUCGUUUGAAAGAGGUUGGAUUGGUUGCACAUCGCCCUGAGAAGAAAACUGCGCUAACGGAAGACUACCGGCAGCAGCGACUCCGUUUCGCUGAAGAACAUGUUGGGUGGACACCGGAGCAGUGGGCUGCCGUCGUGUGGUCAGACGAAAAGGAGGGGGACGGGAGUGACAAGAACAAGUACAAGGACCCGGAUGGUGACGACGAGGAUCAGGACAAGAACGAGGACGAGGACAACGGUCAGUACGAGGAUGAUGGGAACAAGGAAAAGGAGCAGGAUGAGGAUGGCGAGGACACGGAACAGGCUGAGAACGAGGAUGAAGAUGACAAAGACAAGGACAAGGAGCAGGACGUGGACGGUAACGAUGGGGAUCAGGACAAGGGGGACGACGAGGACGAGGCCCAGGAUCAGGAUCUGAACGACGAAGAUGACGAGAAGACGAGCACCAGGACGUGGUCGAAGGAGACGACGAGACCGAGGAGAAGUACCAGGACGAGGUCGGGGACAUUGAAGACGACGAAUACGACAACGAAGAGCAUACAUUUGCUUAACGAUCGCCCCCGCCUCGCUCUCUAUAGGUAUUCAGGUCAUCUGACGAUGGCCGACGACAUGUUUACCGUCCUAGAGCCCGAGAGUUUCGUCUGGAUCAACGAUAUGUAG
Venturia canescens is the source of this 990-nucleotide messenger RNA. Its product is annotated as nucleolar transcription factor 1-B-like. The transcript is spliced from 3 exons. Gene Ontology annotation, biological process: DNA transposition; DNA integration. Gene Ontology annotation, molecular function: DNA binding. Lineage: Eukaryota; Metazoa; Arthropoda; Insecta; Hymenoptera; Ichneumonidae. The record is from RefSeq and is a predicted model, not a curated record. The coding region runs from base 1 to 990 and encodes 329 amino acids.